AUCGGGAAGCGCAGGAGCGGAGGCAUCCGCCGCGCGCCCCGCCAGCCAGCAGCCGACCGGAGGAGGAGGCAAACUUGAGAGCGGCGAGGCGAGGGGCGCGCUGGCGGAGGGAAAACUUUAAUCAGCUCCUCAAGGGGGGAAAAAUAGAGAGAAAGGGAGAGAAAAUCCAAAAGACAAGAACGGUGGCGGCGGGGGAUGGUGGUUCUGAGAUCCGAACCCCGCGAUCCGAUCCGAUCACGGCCCACCGUGCGGCCGUGAGAGAAAGUUGACCAGCGGGACGGCUUUCUCCGCGCCGGGCCCGCGUCCGGUUGAAGUGUCUGUCCAUCUGCGCUCCGAGAGAACCCGGGUGGGAGACCCAGCCGCACUGCCGGGUCGCGUGGGUCAGGGCUCUUGCCCCACCCUUCCACGGGGACACGAAGGUUAAAAAAAUCAAUCAUGACUGAGUCUGCAUCUAGCACAAGUGGUCAAGAGUUUGAUGUGUUCAGUGUUAUGGACUGGAAGGAUGGGGUUGGUACCUUACCAGGAAGUGAUUUAAAGUUUCGGGUGAAUGAGUUCGGCGCUUUGGAAGUCAUCACAGAUGAAAGCGACAUGGAAAGUGUUAAGAAAGCCACGGCCACCACCACUUGGAUGGUCCCGACUGCGCAAGAGGCCCCGACCUCUCCCCCGAGCUCCAGGCCCGUAUUUCCACCUGCCUACUGGACAUCUCCACCCGGAUGUCCCACAGUCUUUCCAGAGAAGCCUGGGGUACCAUUUAGGUUGAAGGAUCAAACAAAAGUAGAUGGGCUUCAGUUUUGUGAGAACUGUUGCCAGUACGGCAACGGAGACGAGUGUCUCUCUGGAGGAAAGUACUGCAGUCAGAACUGCGCUCGGCACGUCAAAGACAAAGAUCAGAAAGAAGAAAGAGAUGGAGGCGAAGAUGAAGAAGAGGAUCCCAAGUGUAGCCGGAAGAAAAAACCAAAGUUAUCCCUGAAAGCUGACUCCAAGGAGGAUGGAGAAGAGAGAGAUGAUGAAAUGGAGAACAAACAAGAUGGAAGGAUCCUGCGCGGUUCGCAGAGAGCCAGAAGAAAAAGACGCGGGGAUUCAACUGUCUUAAAGCAGGGUUUGCCUCCUAAAGGCAAGAAAACUUGGUGCUGGGCGUCCUACCUGGAGGAGGAGAAAGCUGUGGCAGUGCCUGCGAAGCUUUUCAAAGAGCACCAGUCCUUUCCGUACAACAAAAACGGGUUCAAAGUUGGCAUGAAGCUAGAAGGCGUGGACCCUGAGCAUCAGGCAGUGUACUGUGUCCUCACCGUGGCCGAGGUUUGUGGAUAUAGGAUAAAGCUUCACUUUGAUGGAUAUUCUGAUUGCUAUGACUUCUGGGUAAAUGCAGAUGCUCUGGACAUCCACCCAGUAGGGUGGUGUGAGAAAACUGGCCAUAAACUCCACCCUCCAAAAGGGUAUAAAGAAGAAGAGUUUAAUUGGCAGUCCUACCUUAAGACAUGCAAAGCCCAGGCUGCUCCGAAGUCGUUAUUUGAAAACCAGAACAUAACAGCGAUCCCCUCAGGCUUCCGAGUUGGGAUGAAGCUUGAGGCGGCAGACAAAAAGAGCCCUUCCUUCAUCUGCGUUGCUACGGUGACAGAUAUGGUGGACAAUCGUUUCCUGGUACAUUUUGACAACUGGGAUGAGAGCUAUGACUACUGGUGUGAAUCAUCCAGUCCACACAUCCACCCAGUGGGUUGGUGCAAAGAACAUAGGAGAACCUUGAUUACGCCACCAGGAUACUCACAUGUGAAACACUUUUCCUGGGAUAAAUAUUUAGAAGAAACCAACUCUUUACCUGCUCCUGCGAGAGCAUUCAAAGUGAAACCUCCACACGGAUUCCAGAAGAAAAUGAAGCUUGAAGCUGUAGACAGAAGAAACCCCCUGUUUAUCAGAGUAGCGACUGUAGCAGACACAGACGACCACCGGAUAAAAGUUCACUUUGAUGGCUGGAGCAGUUGCUAUGACUACUGGGUAGAUGCAGAUUCUCCAGACAUUCACCCCGUGGGCUGGUGCUCCAAAACCGGGCACCCUCUUCAGGCUCCCCUAAGUCCUGCAGAAUUAAUGGAGCCAUCAGAAACUGGGGGCUGUCCAACUCUCGGCUGCAAGGGGAUUGGUCAUUUCAAAAAGUCGAGAUACCUAGGCACUCAGAGUGGUGCCAACUGCCCCUAUUCAGAAAUCAACUUGAAUAAGGACCGCAUCUUCCCAGACCGCCUAAGUGGUGAGAUGCCUCCAUCCAGCCCAUCGUUUCCAAGGAGUAAAAGGACAGACACUAACGAAAGCACAUCAUCUCCUGCGACCAGGGACCAGCAUGCUGAUGACACCAAAGAAGAUUCUGAAGAGAAAAGAGAAAAUGAAGUGAGGACAUCAGCUGAAGCCAAAGUUGUUCGGGAAGAACCUACCCCUGUGGUACAGCAGUCUCAGCAGAUCCAGCAAGUGCAGCAGGCUCCGCCUUCUCAGCUGCCUCAGCAGGGACAGCAGCCUCAGCCGACUCCCCAGGUUCAACAGACUCAACAGGCCCAGCCACCACAGCACCCUCAGCAUCCCCAGCACCUCCAGCAGGCCCCGCAGACCCAGCAGCCUCUGCCGGUUCAAGUGGCUCAGCCGACUCAGCCAACUCCGCAGGCCCAGCAGGCACAGCGGCGGUCAGCUGUCUUUCUCUCCUUUAAGCCCCCAAUUCCUUGCCUGCCCUUGCGCUGGGAACAGCAAAGCAAGCUCCUUCCAACCGUCGCUGGCAUCCCUGCUAGCAGAGUUUCCAAAUGGAGCACAGAUGAGGUGUCAGAAUUCAUUCAGAGUUUGCCUGGGUGUGAAGAGCACGGCAAGGUGUUUAAGGAUGAACAAAUUGAUGGAGAAGCAUUUUUACUCAUGACCCAGACAGACAUUGUUAAAAUUAUGAGCAUUAAGCUGGGCCCAGCUCUCAAAAUUUUCAACUCUAUUCUGAUGUUCAAAGCUGCGGAGAAGAAUUCCCACAACGAACUGUGAAGACGGUGAAUUCUGACACCGCCAGCUUCUGCUUUGUAGCUCAUUAUGUUUUUUCAAAGCACAAGGACGCCUCUAGCUCAUGAGUGAGACGUCUCCGGAACUCACAAGAGCAACACUACGGGAUCCCACCUGUCCCUCCAGACUGCCCCACAUCCCUAGGAAAUGCUCAAGCUUCUUGCUGGCUGCUGUCCAGCAACAGUCAUCUUUUGGUUCUGCCCGCUGAGCUAAACUUAC
This is a messenger RNA of Acomys russatus (golden spiny mouse), 3231 nucleotides long. RefSeq names its product L3MBTL histone methyl-lysine binding protein 3 (gene L3mbtl3). The transcript has 22 exons. The record is from RefSeq and is a predicted model, not a curated record. Gene Ontology annotation, molecular function: zinc ion binding; protein binding. Gene Ontology annotation, cellular component: nucleus. Gene Ontology annotation, biological process: regulation of DNA-templated transcription. NCBI's taxonomy places the organism in Eukaryota, Metazoa, Chordata, Mammalia, Rodentia, Muridae. Bases 436 to 2997 code for a protein of 853 amino acids.